AUGCCUCAAAGGACUCCACCAUUCGGAAUCUCUGCCAACAACCAUUUCAUCACUCGCGUUACCUCGAAUUCUUCUUCGAACGGACACCGCCACAUGCCUAGUUUGGCUACACCAACGCCGAUGCCACGAAACCAGAUUAACGCAGCAGCAGCUAGGUUAUACCUCAUGGAUUCGAGCCAGCGCUUACACUCUCAUGAUUCAGCCGAAUCUCCUCCAAACAGCCAGAUAACUGCAGCCGAAGCCUUCUUAAAUUCACCCUCUCAGAGUCAGAUCAACAAGCCAACCAUGCAUUUUCCGGCGAGAUCACUUGACUCAUCCCAAGCCUCGGAUUGUAUGGAAUUUCCUGAUGAACAUCAGGUCUUGGAUGGUGUCUAUCUUCCAAACAAGAUAACCUACCAACAGUGUCCUACUGAGCCUCCUAAUGGUGGUUCAGCAAAAAACACACCUACUGAACCGGUGGUCGACAUUACUUUGAGCUAUACGUUGUAUACCCGUAAGGUGGCAGACCCAUUUGCUGGGGCUUCGAUCAAAAAGGGUUCAAAACCCGGUUUUAUACCCGGUUUUAUACCCUACAAGAUCCGACCGCAGAAAACUCAGUUUCAACUCACCAGAACGCCACUCGUUGCGCUGAAGGACAAACUCUUUCUCUUGGCCAAUCAAAUCAACCCUUCUCCAAACUCUGACGGAAACGCGGAUAUCCUGAAACAAGCCGACGCCCUAGGAGACAUCUCUAUCGAGGUAUACAUUGCUCAACACCCGACCUUUGCUAAGAACCAAGAACGUAAAAUCACCUCCGACGAACACAUGAAGGAGUUCUUCGAUGCUAUUGUGUUACAUCCGACAAAGCAAGCCGGUAUACAUGUGUCAAUGAAAGAUCCAGCCCGAAAGGCUCGAGAAGAUGAAGCACAACUGUCAAUAUCUCAUGCAAGGGUAGUUGCAAAGAAUGUCAAGAAUUCCAAACCAACAACGGCUUCCACCAUAGUUGAAAGUAUCCCUAUGCCCGAUAAAAAACAAUAUCUCGCUGACCUUCUCACAAAAUACACUACUGCACAUAACAACUCGCGCGAAGGGUGGCGAAUUUACAAUCGAGAUGAUGUGACCAUGGUGAUGGAUAUAAGUCAUGCACAUAUGGUUGUGUGGGCCGAAGAGUUGACUAAGAAAAACUCGCGUGCGUCUUUAGAAAAACCGCCCGACUACCUUGACAAUUUUGUAUGGGAAGGCAUCAAGCGGCCGUUAUCUUUGUCCACCCCUGCUAAAUACCCCAAGACCAAAGCAUCGGCUCCCGGUCCUACCUCUCAGCCAACUUCUACUCCUAUCUCUCAACAACCGGACUUUUCAGAAGUGGACCGACUCGUCAAAAAAGCCACACUUGAUCUUUUUUUGGUUUUUGCCAAAGUUCCAGAUGACAAACUUCCCCAUGUCUCAAAAACACUUUAUGAAUACGACAUCACCAACUUUGACAUGUUCCUUCCUCCUGAAGACUUUACUGCACGCGACGUUCAGAAAUUAGGAAUCUCCUGGGCGGGAGGCAGCGGAAGCGCUCAAUCAGUCGGUCUCAAAUGA
Molecule: messenger RNA, 1563 nt
Organism: Melampsora larici-populina 98AG31
Lineage: Eukaryota; Fungi; Basidiomycota; Pucciniomycetes; Pucciniales; Melampsoraceae
Exons: 6
Coding region: 1-1563 (520 amino acids)
Source: RefSeq, a predicted model, not a curated record